Messenger RNA from Stegastes partitus (bicolor damselfish), 2238 nucleotides. It is a transcript of the gene rmdn1, whose product is annotated as regulator of microtubule dynamics 1. The record is from RefSeq and is a predicted model, not a curated record. The transcript is spliced from 10 exons. Bases 359 to 1279 code for a protein of 306 amino acids. Gene Ontology annotation, molecular function: microtubule binding. Gene Ontology annotation, cellular component: mitochondrion; spindle microtubule; cytoplasm. NCBI's taxonomy places the organism in Eukaryota, Metazoa, Chordata, Actinopteri, Pomacentridae.
AAGAGAUGUGUAGGGCGUUUGUGUAGAUGUUCGUGUAGCUACAGGAGCGUUUAUUGUUUUUUUUCUGCGUUUAAAGCAGUUUUUACCUGAUAAACAGAUUUUUGUUUUUAGCCUCUCCGACACUGUUGCAUCUGUUCCGCCGGCCCUCAUACACCUCCUGCAACAUCCUGUUUAAAGAUGCCAAACGAGAUUAUAUGAUUUACAGCGAACAAUAUCCGUGAAUGUUGUAGUUCUUUGGCAGCAUUCCUGGUUUGCGCUCUUGAACGUUUCCGGUUUGCGCUCACGGCCGCCCCCCUCCCGGUCUUGUAGCUGCACCGCUUCUCAUUCCUGACUACUGACUGUUGGGACUUUUGAUACAAUGGCUGGAAGAAUUGUUGCACGAUGUGUCAGCAGGACUUUUCUGGAAUAUGCAUCAUGUGCGAGAGUAAUCAGGGGGACCAAGCGCCACUUCCGGACAACUUUAGGAGGGACUGUCCCUGCUCUGACUAGCGGCCGAGCUGCGUUCUUCCUGGGGAUUCCUACGCUAACCUUCCUGGGAUUUAAAGCUUAUCACAGAGUUCAGAGUUCAGCUGUCGUCUGCGCUUUAGAAAAAGCGGAGCUUUUGGAGCAGGCCGACUACUUGUACAGCUGUGCAGAGACCGAGAAACUCUACCAGCUGCUGCUGCAGUUCAAAGACAGUGAUGACGCAGAGUUCCUGUGGAGGCUGGCCCGGGCCUCUCGCGACCUGUCCCUCCUGCCCAACAUGGAGGGCGAGCGGAAGAAGCAGCUGACGUUUGAGGCCUUCGAAUACGCAACGAAGGCUCUGGAGAAGGACGAGAUGUGUUUCGCGGCACACAAAUGGUACGCCGUGUGCCUCAGCGAUAUUGGGGAUUACGAAGGAGUCAAGGUUAAAAUUGGAAAUUCGCGCAUCAUCAGGGAGCAUCUAGAGAAAGCCAUCAAGCUCAACCCCAAAGACGCUACGUCCUUACACAUUCUGGGUUACUGGUGUUUUGCUUUUGCCGAGCUGCCGUGGUAUCAACGCAAGGUGGCGGCUGUGAUCUUCGCAUCACCACCUACGUCUACAUACGAGGAGGCUUUGGAAUUCUUCCUAAAAGCUGAGGAAGUUGAUCCAAACUUCUACAGCAAGAACUUGCUGAUGCUCGGGAAGACGUACCUCGCCAUGAAAGACCAGCAGAAAGCGCUGCUGUGGCUAACGAAAGCUAAGGAGUACCCCGCUCACACACUGGAAGACAAAGAGGUGCAUAAAGAAGCUGUGGACCUGCUGAAGAAGCUCGGAUAAAGCUCCCAUUUCCACUGAAUGGAACGUGAUGCCUUUUAGCACUUUUGGACUGUUAACCGCUGCUAACGUGAUGUUAUUUUGUUAAGAUUAUUAAUAAUGCAGUUUAAUGGUCAGUGGCUUUGCACACAGAAAUCACUCAUGCCUUCAAGAGAUAAUAAAACAAAGUCCAGUCAUCCAGUUCAAUUAUGCAACGUGUGAUAUUUCAGCUGUAAACAAGAGACACAGACACUCGUAACUAUUUGGAUAGCGAUGCAGCUUUUGUAGUUUUUCCUCUGUGCAGUGCGUUGGAGAUGAAGCAGUCAGUGUUUGACUGACGUGCAGAACCUCAGCUUUAAUUCAAGGCGUUUAAAAAAAUAUCAACUUUUUAGGAUUUGCUGCCAUUUUUUUUUUUUUUUACACAAAAGUAAUUAACGGAUGAGCAGUUUCCUGGUGAGCUGCCCGUUUCCUCAUUAUGUCAUGACAAAUGAGGGAGAUGAAAAGGAGUUGAUUCCAAGUGUUUAAUUGGCAUCUGGACCCUGAUUGAUACGCAGUCCAAAGAGGUGUCCAUGGAAGGAGAACUUCAUUAUCCUGAAAAUACAAAGCAGAGCCGUCAGAGGGAUGCGGACGCUUUAAUGCGGUCCGUUCUUGAAAAGAAGGGAUGAGUCAGCAAGCCUGGAAGGGCACGAGCAAAGUGGGAGGAUUAUAAAAAGCUUCUCCUUCAAAACAUCGAGCCAAGUCCAAAACAUUCUCCGGAAGGGAGACGUAUCAUCGUCCAAUCAGGAGACGCCUUCAUGAGUGUGCAUCCAGAGGGUUUAACUAAACAUUAAAGCCACUGGAGCGGAAAAGCCUGAUUACAGUUUGAUAGAAAACAUCUGAGUAGAAGAGGUCUGGCCUCUACUUUACAUGUGUGUAUAAACUUUUGUUCACAGCUGUCUGCGGAAAUAAAACUCUUAUGCAAAGUCUUGUGAGGCUAAAAUGCA